UGUGGUUUAUAUUUUAUGUGUGUAUGUAUAUGCAUAUGUAAGCCUUACACUGUAUUUCUCCUCUUUACAUGUGACCCAACAGCCAAUCAAACCGUGACUGAUCUGAUUGAGGAAGUCAAUAAUGGAUUCAUAAUGUUUGGGGAAUAUGUCGUUGGGGAUUUGGACAUCGCUUCCAGCACAAGAAGGAUUGCUAAUGGAUGCCCCAAGGAGACCUGCCUGUGGGCAAAAUCCGGAGACGGAAACGUUUAUAUUCCAUAUGUUAUAUCCAGCGACUACAGUGUCUAUGAAUCACAAGUAAUACAGAACGCAUUGGCAGAAAUUGCAAGCCUCACCUGCAUCCGAUUUAUCAAGCAGACAUCCGAGACCGAUUACCUUAGCUAUCAGCCUCAGGUUGGAUGCUGGUCUAUGAUGGGACGAAUUGGAGGUUUACAGACCAUCUCUUUGGAUACUUCUGGAUGUAUAGUGAAGGGAAUUGCCAUCCAUGAAUCCCUACAUGCCCUGGGUCUUCACCACGAACAUGUGAGGACGGACAGAGACAACUUUUUGCAUGUCCUGGUGGAUAACAUCGUGGAAGACUACACUUAUACUUAUACAGAGACUGAUACCCUCAAUGUUGAUCUAACCAAAUACGAUUAUGGCUCCAUCAUGCAUUACGCUAGAUAUUCCUUCUCCAAAAAUGGCAACCCUACACUGGAAGCCAUUCCUGACAACACUGUCAGUUUUGGACAGAGGUUUGGCAUGAGCAAUUUGGAUUUCCUAAAAAUCAAUACCCUCUACAACUGCUUGCCUGGUUUGAAAGCUUUUAAUGUUCAGACAACCACCACCACUGCCGCGCCUGUUGCGUUCAUACCCAAUACUUGUAAUGGUGUUCUGACGCUAAAAACCCAACAGGGAAUUGUCGCUUCCCCCAACUUCCCGAAGAACUACCCAAAUAAUGCCUACUGUCAAUGGACAAUCAGCACUACCUCUAAGAUUAAAAUCACCUUCACAGAUUUUGAUGUAGACGGUGACAUGAAGAGCGUCUGUACCGAUGUGCUUUGGAUCUACGACUCGCAGUAUAUGCUUGCUGCCUACCAGAAGGUCUUUUGUGGGCAGACAUUGCCACCAUCAUUUACAUCCCGAGGGAACAACAUGCAGAUCAUCUUCAACAGUGACGCCACUGUCUCUAGGAAAGGGUUUAGACUUGUAUAUGGACCAGCAUAAUGUAGGAAAACCCUCCAGAACUGAUUCCCCCGUCCCAUUUUGAAGAGAAGAGGCUGAUUUUGACAAAAAUGACAAUGACAAUUACAAUGCAUAAAUAGUAACAUUAAAAACGCUGUACUCUAAUAUUGCAAGUGUUUUUAAAGGUGUGUGAUUAUGAAGAACUUUAAUCUUAAACUUUUAUCUUGACAGUC
This is a messenger RNA of Rana temporaria (common frog), 1394 nucleotides long. Its product is annotated as low choriolytic enzyme-like. Gene Ontology annotation, biological process: proteolysis. Gene Ontology annotation, molecular function: metalloendopeptidase activity; zinc ion binding. The coding region runs from base 16 to 1203 and encodes 395 amino acids. Lineage: Eukaryota; Metazoa; Chordata; Amphibia; Anura; Ranidae. The transcript has 10 exons. The record is from RefSeq and is a predicted model, not a curated record.